Molecule: messenger RNA, 1110 nt
Organism: Dacryopinax primogenitus
Lineage: Eukaryota; Fungi; Basidiomycota; Dacrymycetes; Dacrymycetales; Dacrymycetaceae
Exons: 2
Coding region: 1-1110 (369 amino acids)
Source: RefSeq, a predicted model, not a curated record
AUGGCGGGUCAUAUGUUGAGGGAAGCCACGUUGAAUCUGCAAACGCAGAGCCUUGGAGAAGCCAUGCGUUGCUAUCGGAAUAUGGAUAUUCCAGGGAUGGACCAACUUUGCGAUGGAAGAGAAUUCACAACAGCGAAGCAAGCUCAAAGUGUUGUCCGUCAGAAUGGCCUACGGGGCAUGGUCAGCGAAAUCUACGGUGUCACCAACUGGGACUUUACCUUUGAGGGUCACAAGGGCCAGGGCGAUUGGCAGGCAGCCUUGGGCGUCACAUUGCGUGUCCACCAUUUGGCCUGGCAGAGUAUGGCGGGCGAAGCGAAGAGGGACUACCCAGCAGCGAUUGGGUACCAGUCCCCAUGGUGCGACCAGUACAAGAUGGUCGAAGAUCACUUUUCCCGUGUGAACAUCGCGCUCACGCGAGGAUCUCCAGUUUGUCGAGUCGCGGUGAUUCACCCGAUUGAAAGCUAUUGGCUUCGUUAUGGUCCCUACGACCAGUCCGGAGAAGAACUGGCGGCUCGCGACGCAGCAUUUGUUGAUUUGACAAACUGGCUUCUGCUUGGUCACAUAGAUUUUGACUUCAUCAGCGAGAGUCUGUUUCCGGAGCAGACUUCUCUGGGAGACAUAACAGGAGAGUACCUUCAAGUAUCCAAGUGUCGUUACGAGGUCGUCAUUGUUCCAGACCUGCUUACCAUACGCUCGACUACACUCGGCCGACUCUCACGGUUUGGGAAGCUGGGUGGCAGAGUUCUGCUGCUGGGUGACAUGCCGAAGUAUCUGGAUGGUCAGCUUCCUCCGUCAAAAUUGCACAUUUCGAACCAUCUUGGCCCCCAAAAUAUCAUUCAAUUCACUCGUUUUCAUCUUCUGAAUGUGCUCCAAUCUUCCAGGGAUAUCGACAUACAUCUCAGCGAGGAUACAAUAUAUCAACGAGCUGGAGACCGCGCGGAUACCCUUCUGUAUCAGCUGAGGGCGGAUGGGCCUAAUCGCUAUCUCUUUAUCUGCAAUACAAGUCGCAAAGAAGCAUAUCCCGUCCAUGUUGCCAUGAAGGGCAUGAUAAAGAAUGGGAACCGGUGGAAGAAAUUUUGCGCAUUGAUAACUUGGUUCGAGCCCGAGUGA